Molecule: messenger RNA, 3161 nt
Organism: Strongylocentrotus purpuratus (purple sea urchin)
Lineage: Eukaryota; Metazoa; Echinodermata; Echinoidea; Camarodonta; Strongylocentrotidae
Product: tumor susceptibility gene 101 protein-like
Exons: 12
Coding region: 169-1488 (439 amino acids)
Biological process (GO): protein transport; endosome to lysosome transport; protein modification process
Cellular component (GO): ESCRT I complex
Molecular function (GO): ubiquitin binding
Source: RefSeq, a predicted model, not a curated record
AUUGUCUGUUGAGCUAUCUACAAUUUCAGUAUACAUCUUCUGCUACUGACUGUUGACAUGGUUGAGUUCCGCAAUCUCUAUUCUAGAGUCUAGUUUCGUUAUAAAAAACACAUACUUUGUGGAGAAUUGAACCAAUAGAACCAGGAGCACAGGCUUCUCCUACUCACCAUGGCGUCCAGUGGGCAGUUCGAUGCUGUUAUCCAACAAAAUAUUGGAAAGUAUACUAAUAGAGAUCAGACACAAAGGGAUAUGCAAAGUGUUUUUGCUGCAUUCAAAGACCUACGACCUAAACUAGAUUCCCAUGUUUUUAAUGAUGGAAAAAGAAAGGAGCUCAUCUGCAUUGAUGGAACAAUCCCUGUACUCUACAAAGCCAACACAUACAACAUCCCGAUCUGUGUGUGGAUCCUUGAGACGCACCCACACAACCCCCCUCUAUGCUUUGUGCGUCCCACCAGUACCAUGCUUAUCAAGCCCUCUAAGCAUGUAGAUGCCAACGGAAGGGUCUACCUGCCCUAUCUACAUGAUUGGAAACCAAACAACUCCGAUCUCGUUGGCCUGAUCCAGGUCAUGACGGUCGUCUUCGGAGAGAGCUCUCCCGUCUAUGCCAAAUCAGCAGGGCAGCCGCCGCCCCGCCCCUCCUACACCCCGCAAGGAUGUGGGAUGCCCCAGCACCCCAGUUACCCCCAACCACAGCAAUCCUCCUUUAUGCCGAUGCCGAUGCCAGCCCCAGCCAAUGCUUCCAGCGGCUACUCCCAGCCCCAGUACCCCCCUUCCACCAACUACCAGCCCCCUGCUGUAGGUGGUAGUGGGUACACCCCUGGCUACCAGGGCUCGUCAGGUUACCCCUACCCAUACCAGCCAGGCCAGUCUACUCCAAGCCAGCAGACGCAAAGCCAGCCGUCUUACAGCCCUGCCGCUAUGGCUACAGCUAGCACUGCAGGUUCACAUCCACCAGUUAGUAGUCAAAGUAGUUUAUCAGACGAUGCUAUCAAGGCCUCACUCCAGUCAGCUGUAGAGGACAAACUCAAGAGAAAACUCAAGGAGAACUCAGAAAAAUUCCAGGCUGAGAUGGAUUCACUGACGGCUACCAAGGAGAAGCUGAAGAAUGGUCAGAGGAAACUAGAAGAAAUCAUCAACCAGCUGGAGUCAGAAACGGCUGAAGUGCGUCAGAACACACAGUUACUGAAACAGAAGGAUGAGGAGAUAAAGGCAGCGCUUUCUAAGAUGGAGGGUCGUGAUGAGUUAGAUCUGGAUGACUCUGUAGUACCGACAGCACCACUAUACAAACAAUUGCUGAACUUGUUUGCAGAAGAGAUGACGAUUGAAGACACCUACUAUUACUUAAUGGAAGGACUCAAGAAGGAUGUCAUUAGCAUAGAUGAAUUCACAAAGAAUGUAAGAGAACUGUCGAGAAAGCAGUUCUUACUACGAGCUCACAUACAGAAAGUCAGACAAACAGCAGGAUUGCGAGAGAUCACGCCGUUAUGAGACCACUGUUCAAUCACUUUUAGGAAAAAUAUGUAAAUUUUAUGAUAUAAACAUGUGUAAUAUAUUGAACGGUUUUAGCUUGAAUAAUCUUGGGGUAAUUAGACACACUAGCUUGAAAUAGCAUUGAUGAUUAUCAAGCAUUUGGCAUACUUGCCUAAGAGUUCGCAUAUUCUGAUAUUUUUUAUAUUCUUAUAAAUGCAGCUGUAAGUGACUUUACUCUACUCCUUAACAAUAAUCAGCAUUUGUUGCAACUUUGCUCUAUUAAGUUUUAUUGCAGUUCCCAGUUGAAAAAAAGUUUCAACUGAAAGAAACCUUUUCUGUUGUGAACAGAUAGUCAAUUCUUCACUCUACAUAAAUUGUUGCUGGGUAGGACAAACAUGGUGGCUAGUCUAUAUAACCUAACAACACGUAAAGUAUGCAAUUGACAUUGUGAUUAUUGAAAGACAAUUAUUUGUAACAGGUGAAUGAAAUAAUUUGUAAUUGGCACUUAACAGAGAUAUGUGCAUUAAAUUUCAUUACAUCUUACUCCAUCAGGAAGGUAUUAUCUAGAUUGAAAGAUCAUGAGACACACUACAUUUGAUACUAUUUGAUAACUGUUGAUAAUAGACCUGUUAACUAAUGUAUUUUAAUUCAUGCAUGUUUCUCUCCCUAUUGACUUGUUCCCAACCAUUUUAAUCACAAUCACAAUUUGCAUACCUAAUUGUUGCAAUCCAUGAAAGCUUCUUUCUGUUAAAAAGCCUGUUCAUAAAGAUUUGCAAAAAUAUAACGUCAUGAAAGUUUUUGGUUUUACGUUUAUUCUUUAGUAAUUCUUAAAUAUGCAUCUAAUUCAAUUACAUGACCUAAAUGGUCUAUUUAGAUUUUUAGUAGCAUUUCAAAAGGCAGUCAUGUUAUUUCCUAGACUUUCUUUGAAAUACAUAUAAAUAUAGAAUGUUUUCUAUAUUGCACACUUUUCAAGCUAAUUUUUAAUUAUAACAUUUUACAAGCACAUCUGUGACAGAUUUUUCAUAUCUUCACAAUAUUAAAUUGCCUUUCAAUCCGUAGUCCUAUGUGAACAUCAUAUUUUGGUUUUUAUUGAAAUAAUUCAAGCAAUAUACUGCUAUUUUGUUGUAAAUUUAAUUAAAGAAAAUUCCUAUGACUAAGUGAUAAUUAGUUCAAAGUAUUCUUUUGACAAUAUAUCUCUAAUCAUAUGCAUUUUUGCUGCCAUUGGUUUACUUUAUAAUUUAGAUGGUGUAUAUAUUUCAUUCAACUUAGUGAUAAAUCUGUACAUGACAAAUAAAAAAGAGGAACAAAUAAUACCCCCACACAUACCCCUUUAUUCUCAAUGACGGGUGUCGAGACAAUUUUUGUUUCCACUUUUGGGAUUUGCUGAAGUGUAGAUGAAAUAUUCUAGGGUAAUUUAAAAAAAAAAAAAAUCUUACUAUUCUGAAAUUUCAAUUACGAUUUAUUUAUUUCACUCAUUUGUAAGAUUUAUUGUUUGCUUGUAGUUGUCAUGAUAAAGAAUUUUACCAUUAAUACGCAUCUCAUCCAUUAAAUGAGCAUUGAGGAUAACUCUACCUAUCACUGGUUAAGGGAUAAAUGUAGUUUUAUAUCAUGAAAUAGUGAAAUAUUUCUUUCUGCUUGUAAAUUGUGUAUACAUGUAUCCUUUGAUUAAAUAAAAACUGAUGUAAAUUCCA